AUGUACUUCUCUAUCCUAACUUCUCUCGUCCUUCUGACCACUUGCACCACCGCGGUGCCUACCACUGUAGAGCCCACUGUGGUCACCUCCUUCCAGCCUUACGACCCCGCCACCGACGCGCUCGCCCACCUUGAGAAACGCGCCUGGCAAGGUUGCAAUUCUGGCGGCGCCUCCAUCGCCACCAACGACAUCGACAUUAUGCGCGACUGGCUCUUCCAGAACGGCGACGUCAUCAUGACUGUAGCAGCAGGACAAUGGCUAGUGCGAGAAUACGGCAGUGCGCGUCUCUGCAUCCUUAACGACGAUCACAGCGCUCAGAAGAACAUCAAGAACUGGGAGCAAGGCUUCAUUACUAAUUACAUUGCGCAUAACAGGCCGGCUGCGCAUCCUGACCUGGGUGGGAUUGACUGCUGCCCUGGAUCCGACUGGUAA
Messenger RNA from Didymosphaeria variabile, 432 nucleotides. RefSeq lists its product as uncharacterized. Lineage: Eukaryota; Fungi; Ascomycota; Dothideomycetes; Pleosporales; Didymosphaeriaceae. The record is from RefSeq and is a predicted model, not a curated record. The coding region runs from base 1 to 432 and encodes 143 amino acids. The transcript has a single exon.